This is a messenger RNA of Danio aesculapii, 1759 nucleotides long. It is a transcript of the gene bud13, whose product is annotated as BUD13 homolog. Gene Ontology annotation, biological process: mRNA splicing, via spliceosome. Lineage: Eukaryota; Metazoa; Chordata; Actinopteri; Cypriniformes; Danionidae. Gene Ontology annotation, molecular function: RNA binding. Gene Ontology annotation, cellular component: RES complex; U2-type spliceosomal complex. The record is from RefSeq and is a predicted model, not a curated record. Bases 4 to 1545 code for a protein of 513 amino acids. The transcript is spliced from 11 exons.
AAGAUGGCUGCUUCCACGGGCAUUAGCAAAGGCGCUGCGCUCAGUAAAGCAGAUUAUCUUAAACGUUAUUUAUCAAACGAUGAAGCUGAUAAAAAGUCUAAAGAAAAGAAGAUUAAGAAGAAGCGACCAAAACCUUCUGGAAAAGGGAUGAAAAUUGUGGAUGACGAUAUUGACUGGAGGCAAUUGGCGGCUCGCGAAGAAGAAAAUAAAGAAGAGGAAGAAGAAGAUGAGGCGCCUGUGGUUGCAGAAGUGAUAGAUGAGCGCCCUGAUGAGAUUAAGCAGUUUGAGGCGUUCAAAACCAGCAAGUGGAGAGUGAUGGGUGCAACGGGAGAAGAUGAGGAAUCUGCGCUCAAUAGAAGCCCAGACACUGAUAGAAGUCAUAGUCUGCGACAUGAUUCACCAGAGGGAUCUCCUGUCCGAAAAGUGCGUCACGAUUCCCCUGACCUCUCACCCAAAAGGGCUCGCCAUGACUCUCCUGACCUCUCACCUCCAAAAAGAGGUCGCCACGACUCUCCUGACCUCUCACCUCAAAGACACAGAACGGAGAACAAAAACAGACGGCACGACUCCUCGUCACCUUCUCCUCCAAGACCGAGCCACAAAAGCUCGCCCUCCAGAACUCAAAGGCAUCAUGACAAAGGGUCCACACAUGGAAAAAAGGUGAAAGGCUCUUCUUCAGGUAAUCUUUCGCCGCCCAGGAGACGAGACCGGACAGGCAAAGGCUCAGACUCUGAUCAGUCUCCACCCCGCAGGCGUCCUCAUGGGCAACGAGUUUUAGACUCUGAUCUGUCUCCACCCAGAAAGAGAGGCCAGAGUGGUGGAAGUUCAGAUACAGAUCUUUCUCCUCCCAGGAAGAGGGCGCAGGGGGGGCGGGGCUCAGAUUCAGAUCUGUCUCCACCACGGAGGACACGCUCUCCUGAUGGACAGGCCGCCCCUCGAAUGCUGUCCGGCGGCGCUGCAGGUCUCGUCUCUGUGGACAUUUUAAGGAAAGAACAGGAAGACAUUCGUAGAAGGGAAAGGCGCAACCAGCCUCUAGAAGAGGCAUCCAGAAAUGCGGAGACAAUAUUUCGAGACAAGUCUGGCCGGAAACGUAACCUUGAGUCAGAAAAAGCUGAGCUUAGUCAGAAAGCUUCAGAGAAGGCUGAGAAGGAUGAAAAAUAUGCACAAUGGGGAAAAGGUCUUGCCCAGGGUGAAAUGCAGGAGCAGAACGUGAUUGAUGCCAUACGGGAAGCUGAGAAGCCCCUAGCGAGACACAUUGAUGAUGAAGACCUCGAUCGUAUGCUACGAGAGCAAGAGAGAGAAGGAGACCCAAUGGCAGCAAUGCUUCGCAAGAAGAAAGACAAAACUGCUAAAUUAAAAGGAGUCAAAGAAAAACCUUGUUACAAGGGUCCACCCCCACCUCCAAACCGUUUUAACAUUAUGCCAGGCUAUCGGUGGGAUGGAGUUGACAGGUCCAACGGUUUUGAGCAGAAGCGAUACUCCAGAAUGGCCGAUAACAAAGCUGUCCAGGAGAUGGCGUACAAGUGGAGUGUUGAAGACAUGUGAUCUUCCUGAAGAUGCAGACUUGUGUACAGAGAAUUUAAAAUCUGACAUCAAUGACAGUUGUACAGUUCCCACUGCACCAGCAAAUGCUGUCAAGUGGAAGUUUUUGUGCGCCAUCAUAAACCGGGACGUCAGAUCAAAAAGCAACCUUUUGUUCAAGUUUAUCAAUCCUACUAAGAAACAUACCUUCCUUAUUAAAUGCUACUUUUUUACCAAA